Messenger RNA from Carassius auratus (goldfish), 1303 nucleotides. RefSeq names its product ribosomal RNA processing 7 homolog A (gene rrp7a). The record is from RefSeq and is a predicted model, not a curated record. Gene Ontology annotation, biological process: ribosomal small subunit assembly; rRNA processing. The coding region runs from base 39 to 881 and encodes 280 amino acids. Gene Ontology annotation, molecular function: RNA binding. Lineage: Eukaryota; Metazoa; Chordata; Actinopteri; Cypriniformes; Cyprinidae. The transcript has 7 exons. Gene Ontology annotation, cellular component: CURI complex; UTP-C complex.
CAUUGCGUUUCUGUUUCCGGUGACGCGGGUAAACCAAGAUGGCGCCGUCUGCAGAUCAACACGCGCGCGUCAUUCCCGGAGGCUUCAGUGUGCUGUCGCUGAGGUUCAGUGAGGAUGACGCUCAUGCUGCUCUUCAUCAGCUGUGUGUUAAAGAGCACCGGGUCCGAGCGGAGUCCAGCACGAACCGACCACUGGACCGAACACUGUUCGUGCUCAACGUCCCUCCGUACUGCACGGAGAGUGUUCUGACAGAGGUGUUCAGCCGUUUCGGGUCUGUCCAGUCCGUGGAGCUGAAGGAGAGACCAGGAGCGUCAGAGACGAGCCACAGCGGGGUGUCCAGACACUUCACAGACACACUCAGACAGUGUUUCAGGGUGGCAUACAUCGUCUUCAAACACGCAUCUGCAGUGAACGCAGCUAAACGGCACCCGGAGAACGUCCCGCUCGUCGUCUCUACAGCUGAGAGACCUGUCAGGACCGGCAUCCACAAGUGGAUCCAGCAGUACUCAGACUCACUGAUCAAAGCUUCAUCACUACAGCAGGACAUCGAUCAGUUCAUGAAUAAUUAUGAUAGACAGAAGGAGGAGGAGGCGGAGCGUCAGAACCAGGAGGCGGAGCAGCAGCAGGAGGAUGAGGAGGGUUGGGUGAAGGUGACGAAGAGCAGCCGCGGCGUGAAAGUCCGCCCACACAGCGAGACAGCCAAUGAGAGGAUGCUCAAGAGGGAGAAGAAGAAGAGCGAGCGCAAGGAGCUGCUGAACUUCUACACGUGGCAGCACAGAAACACGCAGAAAGAACAUAUCGCUGAGCUAAGGAAGAAGUUUGAAGAGGACAAACAGAGAAUCGCUGUACUGAGAGCACAGAGGAAAUUCAGACCCUACUGAUUCAACAUACCCACAAUCCUCGGCACCCGCUGAAUUCAUUUACCCACAAUCCUCGGCCCCCGCUGAAUUCAUUUACCCACAAUCCUCGGCCCCCGCUGAAUUCAUUUACCCACAAUCCUCGGCCCCCGCUGAAUUCAUUUACCCACAAUCCUCGGCACCCGCUGAAUUCAUUUACCCACAAUCCUCGGCACCCACUGGAUCCAUUUACCCACAAUCCUCGGCACCCACUGGAUCCAUUUACCCACAAUGCAUCUGUUGGCUGUCUGCUGACAUGAACGUUCAUUUAAAAAAAAAAAAGUCUGCAGUGAGUCAGUCAUAGAAUUGUGAUAAUUGUGUUUGGAGCAAAAAUAAACCAUUAUGAUGCAGUGUAUGUUUGAGGAAUGUGUGUUAAUUUUUGAUUUGGGUCCUUCGUUUCGCUUUUU